GUCAAAACAAAUGUGUUUAACCAGUUGUAUUUCGCAUUUAUCUGCAAUUCGUUAGGAAAUCUUAUAAACAAAAUAUAUUUCUAUUUAAAUGGAUAACGAACUUCGUAGCAAAGUGGAGUCAUGCUGCCGGACGGCUGAGGAUUUCACAAAACUAUACUACACAUCCUUUGACAAGCGACGGCAUCAUAUGGGUCGCAUGUAUCUCGAUAAUGGUUUGCUGGUUUGGAAUGGCAAUGGCUCGAGCGGUAAAGAUAACAUACAAAAAUAUCUAAUCGAACUACCUACAUCAGAGCACACAAUAACUAACUUGGAUGCACAACCUAUUAUCGAUGACGCUGUGGGCGGUCAGCUGACUUAUAUGAUACAGGCCGGCGGUACUGUACGUUACGCCGAUGAAGGUGUUAGACCUUUUCAGCAAACGUUCAUCAUUACCGCUCAGGAAGAUAAGUGGAAAAUAGCUAGUGAUUGUUAUCGACUACAAGAUGGACUGGCACGUGCGGAAAAUUAGUUUAAGUAUAUUAAGGAAGCAUAUAUUGAGGUUGUACGAACACACUUCACAUUGUAUGCGAAACAAAAGGAAAAAAAUAAUAACACUUGAUGGUCACACUCA
Molecule: messenger RNA, 610 nt
Organism: Anastrepha obliqua
Lineage: Eukaryota; Metazoa; Arthropoda; Insecta; Diptera; Tephritidae
Gene: Nxt1
Product: NTF2-related export protein
Exons: 3
Coding region: 89-508 (139 amino acids)
Biological process (GO): protein import into nucleus
Cellular component (GO): nuclear pore central transport channel
Source: RefSeq, a predicted model, not a curated record